AAUCUGUCCAUAAGACCCAUCUCUUUCUUGUAGGGUUCAGCUUCAUCACUGAGACCCCAGGCCUCCGUCAACCUCCACCCCCAGGCCCCUAGCCAUCUUCAGCAGGUCCCAGUCCCGGCUCCAUCAGUGCUCUCGCUCCAGCCGCAGCUAUGCUGCACACCGAGGGCCAUGCUCUGCUUCGGGCUGUGGGUCAGGGUAAGCUGCGCUUGGCCCGUUUGCUUCUGGAAGGGGGCGCCUACGUGAACGAGGGUGAUGCCCAGGGGGAGACUGCGCUAAUGGCGGCCUGCCGGGCCCGCUACGACGACCCCCAAAACAAGGCGCGCAUGGUACGCUACCUCCUGGAGCAAGGCGCGGACCCCAACAUCGCAGACCGCCUAGGGCGCACGGCUCUCAUGCAUGCUUGCGCAGGAGGUGGGGGCGCCGCGGUGGCUUCGCUGCUUCUUGCGCACGGCGCAGACCCCUCCGUCAGAGAUCACGCGGGCGCCUCUGCGCUGGUCCACGCCCUGGACCGUGGGGACCGGGAGACCCUUGCCACGCUGUUGGACGCCUGCAAGGCCAAGGGCACGGAAGUCAUCAUCAUCACCACCGACACCUCGCCCUCGGGCACCAAGAAGACGCGUCAAUAUCUCAAUUCUCCACCGUCCCCUGGGGUGGAGGAUCCUGCUCCCGCCCCACCCAGCCCCGGGGUCUGCACAUCGCCUUCAGAAAUACAGCUUCAGACUGCUGGAGGAGGAGGAGAAAAAGGAGGAGGGCGUGGGUCGUUAUCCCCUCGCGCCCAGGAGGAGGAGGAGAAGCGGGACGUAUUUGAAUUCCCUCUUCCUAAGCCCCUCGAUGACCCUUCCCCUUCAGAGCCGCUCCCCAAACCACCCCGUCACCCCCCGAAACCACUAAAGAGGCUCAACUCCGAGCCCUGGGGGCUCGUGGCCCCUCCACAACCGGUUCCACCCGCCGAAGGGAGACCGGGGAUCGAACGCUUGACCGCCGAAUUCAAUGGCCUGACCCUGAGCGGCCGACCCCGUCUUUCCCGACGUCACAGCACGGAAGGCCCUGAGGACCCGCCCCCUUGGGCGGAGAAAGUGACGGGCGGGGGUCCUCUCUCCCGCCGAAACACUGCGCCCGAGGCUCAGGAGCCUGGUCCCCCUUCAGGAUUGCGACAGAAACUGAGCCGUAUGGAGUCGUUGGAGCUCGACACCCCCGGACACUUUUGCACCGACUCGCCUGAGUGCAGCCGUCUGGCCUUGGAGCGUCGCCGGUACAGCGCCUCCCCGCUGGCCUUCCCUCCUGCCGCCUCGGCUCCCUCCCCGCGCCAGUCCCAGGAGAGUCUGCCGGGAGCCGUCUCUCCGCUGAGCGGACGGAGGCGGAGUCCCGGGCUGCUGGAGCGCAGGGGCUCGGGGACGUUGCUCCUGGACCACAUCUCGCAAACACGCCCAGGUUUCCUGCCUCCACUCAACGUCAGCCCCCACCCUCCCAUCCCCGACAUCCGUCCCCAACCCGGGGGCCGGGCGCCUUCCCUACCUGCUCCUCCCCAAGCCGGGGCGCCAGGCUCUCCCAGGACCAAGCGCAAGUUGGUGAGACGCCACUCCAUGCAGACUGAGCAGAUACGCCUGCUAGGGGGUUUCCAGAGUUUAGGUGGGCCAGGGGAGCCAGGGCGUUGAGAGGUCUGAGAGGAGCCAAGGGAGGGUGGGCAGCAGGGACCUCGAUGGGACAGGUGGAUCGGCUUACACACGCACACAGAUACACUUAUACCACAGACAUAGCGAUCUCUUGCAUGUGCUCACAGCACGGUGCACGCACAUAUGGGUCAACAUGAUGUGUCCACAAGCACAGGAAUCUUAUUAGCAGGAAAAGACAAGCACUCUUUAUUUACCGAAUGUAUAGACACAUGCGCUCAUGCCUGAACAUUUCACGUGCACAAGGGAUUGUUUGUGCACCCACAGACACAACACACUAACUAAUAAACACAGAGGACCACUGGGUCCUAAGCAUCUGUUCAGAAACAGUGGGGGAACCCGACUUUGUGGGUCAUCGUCUGUAUUUUUGCCCUCCUGCUGAAGCAAGUCCGUGCUUUCCAUGUAUGCCCUGCAACACAGCCUCUCAUGAUUUUGCACACUGGACUUCAUGAAUACACCACUUAGUGCUAUGGGUCCUGCCUCUGCAGACCUGGCCCUAUGUUCACACCCUGCUUUCAGCCCCACUCACCUUACAGGAUAUCUUCUCAUUCUUCUUGGGGGUUCCUGCAGCCAGUCCCUGCCCCCUCAGUACUACUGCUGCCCUCCUACUCUCAGCUUGACUUCUCAACUUCCUGCUUUUACUCCCACCCUGUCCUUCCCCCACAGCCACCACUAACAGGUUGACUCAUUUUCCCAGGGGUGGUGGGUCAUGGGCUCUAAGCUGCUCUUCUGUCUGAGCUUAUGAACACCCCCACCGAGAGAAGUGGGGAGGAACCCUAAAUAACGCCUCUCUCCACUUGACUUAUCAAAUAAAUGUGUUCGGAA
Molecule: messenger RNA, 2495 nt
Organism: Ochotona curzoniae (black-lipped pika)
Lineage: Eukaryota; Metazoa; Chordata; Mammalia; Lagomorpha; Ochotonidae
Gene: ANKRD34A
Product: ankyrin repeat domain 34A
Exons: 1
Coding region: 150-1655 (501 amino acids)
Molecular function (GO): protein binding
Source: RefSeq, a predicted model, not a curated record